Scomber scombrus (Atlantic mackerel) is the source of this 5586-nucleotide messenger RNA. It is a transcript of the gene pds5a, whose product is annotated as PDS5 cohesin associated factor A. Gene Ontology annotation, cellular component: chromatin; nucleus. The transcript has 33 exons. Gene Ontology annotation, biological process: mitotic sister chromatid cohesion; DNA repair. The record is from RefSeq and is a predicted model, not a curated record. The coding region runs from base 376 to 4269 and encodes 1297 amino acids. Lineage: Eukaryota; Metazoa; Chordata; Actinopteri; Scombriformes; Scombridae.
UAGCCGCUAGCCAAUGAUGUUUGCACUGCAACUAGCCUGCUAGCUAAUUUGAUAACCUGUGUGACAGUAGACACACACCGGCUGCUCAUGUGUUGUUUUUUUAAAAAGUAUAUCUUCAUAAACGUAUCGCUUAAAAUGGCUGUACUAUUACCGAAAUAGCAGACGAGCUUGUUUCUGUAGCUACACGAUGUUUGAUGAGAAAUUUACGGAAAAUAAUGGAGCUGAUGUAUAGCUGGAGGAUUUUAGCAUGCACGCUAAUAAUAUGCACAAUGCUGGUUUAAUGUUGGCUUUCUGAUCGAAAAAGUUUUGUCCCACAUACUGCCGCUAAUUGUACAGAGGCCAGUAGAAGACCGUGUGGAUCAGACAUCAACAAGCAUGGAGUUCCCGCAACAGCAGAAACCGGCGGGGGACGGAAAGAUCGUCUACCCGCCCGGAGUCAAAGAGAUCACGGACAAAAUCAGCAACGAUGAGGUGGUCAAACGGUUGAAGAUGGUGGUGAAGACCUACAUGGACAUGGAUCAAGAUUCUGAAGAGGAGAAACAGCAGUAUCUCGGCCUGGCGCUCCACCUCGCCUCAGAGUUUUUCCUCAGGAACCCCAAUAAAGACGUACGGCUACUAGUAGCCUGCUGUCUGGCUGACAUCUUCAGGAUCUAUGCCCCCGAGGCCCCCUACACCUCACACGACAAACUCAAGGAUAUCUUCCUGUUCAUCACUAGACAGCUAAAGGGACUGGAAGACACCAAGAGCCCUCAGUUCAACAGAUACUUCUACCUGCUGGAGAACCUGGCGUGGGUUAAGUCAUACAACAUAUGCUUUGAACUGGAGGACUGCAAUGAGAUCUUCAUCCAGCUUUUCAAAACGCUCUUCUCUGUCAUCAAUAACAGCCAUAACCAGAAAGUGCAGAUGCACAUGAUGGACCUGAUGAGUUCUAUCAUCAUGGAGGGAGACGGAGUCACACAGGAGCUGCUGGAUACCAUCCUCAUUAACCUCAUCCCUGCACACAAGAAUCUGAACAAACAAGCGUAUGAUCUUGCCAAGACUCUGCUGAAGAGGACCGUCCAGACUAUAGAGACGUGCAUCGCAAACUUCUUCAAUCAGGUUUUAGUGAUGGGCAAAUCAUCAGUCAGUGAUCUAUCAGAGCACGUCUUUGACCUCAUCCAGGAACUGUUUGCCAUUGACCCUAUGCUGCUUACCUCUGUAAUGCCACAGCUGGAAUUCAAACUCAAGAGCAAUGAUGGGGAAGAGCGUCUGGCUGUUGUACGGUUACUAGCAAAGUUGUUUGGGGCCAAAGACUCAGAGCUGGCCUCACAGAACAGACCGCUGUGGCAGUGCUUCUUAGGACGGUUCAAUGACAUCCAUGUUCCAGUUAGGCUAGAGUGUGUAAAGUUUGCCAGCCACUGCCUCAUGAACCACCCAGACCUGGCCCGAGACCUCACAGAGUAUUUGAAGGUGCGUUCCCAUGACCCAGAGGAAGCCAUUCGUCAUGAUGUCAUUGUCACCAUUAUCAACGCUGGGAAGAAGGACCUUAACCUGGUCAAUGACCAGCUGUUGGGCUUCGUACGGGAGAGGACCUUGGACAAGAGGUGGCGUGUGCGUAAGGAGGCCAUGAUGGGCCUGGCUCAGCUUUUUAAGAAAUACUGUCUGCACCACGAGGCCGGGAAGGAGUCUGCCCUGAAGAUCAGCUGGAUCAAAGACAAGUUGCUGCACAUCUACUAUCAGAACAGCAUCGAUGACAAGUUAUUAGUAGAGAAGAUCUUUGCCCAGUACAUGGUCCCUCACAGUCUCGACACAGAGGAGAAGAUGAAGUGUCUCUAUUACCUGUAUGCCUGCCUGGACACAAAUGCUGUCAAGGCUCUGAAUGAGAUGUGGAAGUGUCAGAACAUGCUGAGAGGUCUGGUCAAAGAGCUGCUGGAUCUCCACAAGCUGCCAGUGUCCGAGGCCAAUAACACAGCCAUGUUUGGGAAGCUGAUGAGUAUCGCCAAGAACUUGCCAGACGCAGGAAAGGCUCAGGACUUCAUGAAGAAGUUCAACCAGGUUCUUGGUGAGGACGAGAAGCUCAGAGUCCAGCUGGAGAUGCUCAUCAGCCCGACCUGCUCCUGCAAACAGGCUGAGAUCUGUGUGAGGGAGAUCACUCGGAAGUUAACGUUCCCCAAACAGCCCACCAACCCUUUCCUGGAGAUGGUCAAGUUCCUGCUGGAGCGCAUUGCCCCCGUCCACAUCGACUCUGAGGCAAUCAGUGCGCUGGUGAAGCUGCUUAAUAAGUCCAUUGAGGGCACGGCUGAUGAUGAUGAGGAGGGCGUUACCCCAGAUACAGCCAUUCGCUCUGGGCUGGAACUACUCAAGGUCCUGUCGUUCACACACCCCACAGCGUUCCACUCAGCAGAGACCUACGAGUCUCUUCUGCAGUGUUUGAAGAUGGAAGAUGACAAGGUGGCUGAAGCAGCCAUCCAGAUAUUCAGAAACACUGGACAGAAAAUCGAGACAGAGUUACAACAAAUAAGAUCGACUCUGAUUCCCAUCCUUCAUCAGAAAGCCAAGCGGGGGACGCCUCACCAGGCCAAGCAGGCCGUCCACUGUAUCCAUGCCAUCUUUAACAACAAGGAAGUGCAGCUGGCACAGAUUUUUGAGCCUCUGUCACGCAGUCUGAACGCAGAUGUCCCAGAGCAGCUGAUCACUCCCCUCGUGUCCCUGGGUCACAUCUCCAUGCUGGCCCCAGAUCAGUUUGCUUCACCGAUGAAAUCUAUAGUGGCGAACUUCAUUGUCAAGGACUUGCUCAUGAAUGACAGGUCGGUGGGAAACAAGAACGGGAAGCUGUGGACCACUGAUGAGGAAGUCUCACCUGAAGUUCUAGCUAAGGUGCAGGCCAUCAAGCUGCUUGUGCGUUGGUUACUAGGAAUGAAGAACAACCAAUCCAAGUCGGCAAACUCGACCCUGCGCCUGCUGUCAGCCAUGCUGGUCAGCGAGGGAGAUCUCACAGAGCAGAAGAAGAUCAGCAAGUCAGACAUGUCUCGUCUGAGGCUGGCUGCAGGUGGAGCCAUUAUGAAGUUGGCCCAGGAGCCCUGUUACCAUGACAUCAUCACGCCUGAGCAGUUCCAGCUCUGCGGUCUUGUUAUCAACGAUGAGUGCUACCAGGUUCGUCAGAUCUUUGCUCAGAAGUUGCACUUGGCUCUUGCUAAACUGAUGCUGCCACUGGAGUAUCUCGCCGUUUUCGCCCUGUGUGCCAAGGACCCAGUGAAGGAGCGCCGCGCCCACGCCCGACAGUGCCUCCUCAAAAACAUCUCCGUCCGCAGAGAGUACAUCAAACAGAACCCACUUGCUCAGGAAAAACUUGUCUCCCUCAUUCCUGAGUAUGUUGUUCCCUUUAUGAUCCACCUGCUGGCUCAUGACCCAGACUUCACGAAACCACAGGAAUAUGAACAACUCAAAGACAUCAAAGAGUGCCUGUGGUUCAUGCUGGAGGUACUGAUGACCAAGAACGAAAACAACAGUCAUGCCUUUCUUAGGAAGAUGGUAGAGAACAUCAAACAGACGAAAGAUGCACAGUGUCCUGAGGAUGCAAAGGCCAAUGAGAAGCUGUAUAUUGUCUGUGACGUUGCCCUCUUCGUCAUCGCCAACAAGAGCACUGCGUGUCACCUGGAUUCUCCGAAAGACCCUGUACUACCUUCCAAGUUCUUUCUUGUGCAGGACAAGGACUUCAAAAAUGAUAAAGAGUAUCUGACAACAGAGAUGAGACAAAUGCUGCUCAGCGGAAAGCCUAAACCUGCUCCAGUGUUGGGAGCUGUGAACAAGCCUCUCACAGUACCAGGGAGGAGGAUCUUCACCAAGACCAGCACAGCCUCAGAUACAGCCAGCAACUCAUCCCCACUGAGCUCAACCAUCAACAAGAACAGUAACAGCAACGCUGCCACAGAGUCAGCAGAGAGCCGGACGCAGGAAAACAACGAGAACCCAGUCAUCAAGAAUGAUGAGGUGAAGAAGGAUGAGGCAAGUCAGAAUGCGACCCCUGAUGCAGGAACAGAAGCAUCACCUGUCAAACGGCGCGGUCGACCACCAAAAACAGCUGCUACUGCUCCUGCAGCAGCUGAAAAAGAGGGAGCGGCAGCAACAGGUGGUGGAGCUGGCAGAGGCAGGAAGAGAGGAGCUGACCCCAACUCCAAUCCAUCGGCAGAGUCCGUCAACAUCAAGGUGUCAAAACAGCAGCAGCAGAAUGAUGAAGGGACAAAGAGACAGAUUGACCUGCAGAGCAAAAAAAGUUCUUGGUCCCCUUGAAAAGUUCCUGUGGUGGAAACGCUGCUCUGGAGCAGGACCAGCCGGGGCGAAGAAGUUUCUAAGAAUACUUUAAACCCUGGGCUGAGUGCAGUAUGAAAGGCUCUUUAGACACUCUCACAGGUAAUAAGAACAGAGUGGACUGACUUGCAUCCAAACUUUGUUGUCUUUCAGGUAAAGAGGAAACCUCUGAAGGUGAAAUCACGGCUGUAAAGAAUGGGCCAGACUCUUCUCUUCCCGACCCCUACAUACAUGCUCCUCUGACUCUAAAGCUUUCCUGGAUACAUUAUGGACCUUUCUUAAACCACACACACGUACACACACACACACACACCACUGACAUCCUAGAAGGUUUAAAACACCUUGUAGUCAUUUGAAGCUCAUUGUAUGUAGGUCUUACUUAAAAAUGUUAUUGUUUUCCUUUGUGUUUGUUGCUCUUUGCUUCUUUUGUGGAGCCAUUUUUAAGAAAAAAAACAGGAUGGACAUUUUACAAACGUUUUAAUCUGGUUAUGAUUGUUGCUUAUUAAACUCCCUGGGAAAAAAAUCCUACUGUACGUCUCCUGACCUCUUCCUCCUAGUGUCUCUGCUGCACAAUAUUUUUUAUUUCAAGCUCACCAGUUGUAUUUUGUAAAUACCCAUGUGCAAAUUUACAGUUUUUGAAUAUCCAAGAAAACUUAAAAAAAAAAAAAAAAAGACUGCAGCAAAGGGUUAAAAUAGGGGAACGUCAGCACACAAGAUUUGUGUAUUUAACAAAUGGACUGGCACCAAAAUUUUAUAAUCUUUGUUUCUUAGGUUUCUAACUUCGCUUUGUUUAGGUGCUUUAGCUCGGUAAUAGUGUCACAAGGCCAGGUAGAAACUCUUUGAGGCUUCCUAACUGCCACCUGUAAUGUUUUUGAAGGCCUUCUGAUUUCUUUCCAGUGUGUUAAUGGACAAAUUUAAAAUGUCAAACAUUUCUAGAUACUGUGUUCAAGCGGUUUGCCUGCUCCUCUCAUAAGACUGGUCAGGAGCUCUGAAAUGGAGCUGGGUUUGACUUACUUUUUUUUUUUUUUUUUACUGCUGAAGUAUGUAACAUUACUUCACUUUGGAAUGCAUAAAUGAUAUAUUACUAUACAAGUCUGUGUUCAGGUUUUUGUCAUCUUUUACAAUUAAAUAUUUUUUGUACUUUUUGUCACUUGCUUUGUUGGGUACGGCCUGCUUUUAAGCAUUGAGUGAGUGGAAACCUUGCGGGUUGUGGUGAUGACUUAUUUUUGAUGUAGUUAAAAGUAUGCCUAUUCUCAUGAUCAUAUUUAAAUUUUUUUUCCAGAAAAUAAAUGCUUUUAG